This is a messenger RNA of Planococcus citri (citrus mealybug), 2316 nucleotides long. RefSeq names its product Nuclear localized protein 1 (gene Nulp1). Bases 237 to 2225 code for a protein of 662 amino acids. Lineage: Eukaryota; Metazoa; Arthropoda; Insecta; Hemiptera; Pseudococcidae. Gene Ontology annotation, molecular function: protein binding. The transcript is spliced from 12 exons. The record is from RefSeq and is a predicted model, not a curated record. Gene Ontology annotation, cellular component: RQC complex.
GACUUGGAAAAAAAUUCGACGUAGAGAAAUAAUGAAAUGAAUGCAAUGCUCGACUUGUGAUUUAAAAUUUGGCGACUAUUUUGCUCUAAAAUGGAUUAAUUUUGCAAAAGUGAUUAGCUUCGAAGCAUUUUCCGUAUCCAAUGAUGAUUGAAAUCUUAUGAAAGUGCAAACAUUUCACAUUCCUGUACAUGUACGUAUAGUUCCAGUGAUAUUCGAGUUAAUAUCGACGAUUCGAGAUGUCAUCGAGAGUUCUCAAGAAACUGGGACUUCACAAAGAAUCAGAUAUACCCGCUUUGGAAGGAACGACGAGUGAUCAGGAAUCAGAAGUGUCGGAAAAAUACGUCAACAAAGAAAAACACAACAAAUAUAAUUUGUUGAACGCAGACUUACAAUCUGAAUCCGAUGUGAAAGAAGACGACGAUCACGAAACUCCCGAAUCGUUGAAUAAUUCCGAAGACAUUAUUCGAGAAAUCAAAGAUACAAAACGUAAAAAGAAGAAGAGAAAAAAGAAAUCUCACAAGCAGUACAAUAAUACUAAAAGCAGCGAAGAUGUCGAAGAUGAAUUUGAACGGUCGAUUCGCGAAGUUAACGAAUUAUUCGGCCAUCCGAGUGAUACAGUAGUUGAGAAUAUUACCGGCGGUGUUGAGAAUUGCCAAAUCGAAGAAAUACCCGUUCUCAACAUUCAGCAACGUUAUUUGAAUCCGAAUAACGAAUUGAAGCGUAUGUUCGGUUCAAAAGUUGUGAAUAUUACGAAUGAUUUCAAGAAAAAAAGUAGAGGUAGAUCGAUCAAAGCGAGUGUCAUUGUUUUACCUAAAGAUACUUGGAUGCCGAUCACAAAACAAGGUGUUUCGAUGAAAUUGGUAGAAAAAAAGAAUAACUGUACGUAUUUCACAUUCGAACACAGUCACAGUUACCAAAACAUACAAAAAGAAUUUUUAUCCGCUGUUUCUUCAUCCACACCUGACGAUAUAGUUCGAAUAAUUAACGAUUAUCCGUAUCACGUGGACGCUUUGAUCCAACUAUCGGAAUUAUGUAAGGUCGGCGAAGACCACGCGAUCGCAGCUGAACUCAUCGAACGUGCUAUUUACGCGAUGGAAUCAGCUUUUCAUCCUUCAUUUAGCGUAUGUCGAGGCGACUGUAGAUUAAAUUUUUUACGACAAGAGAACCGAUCUUUUUAUGUAGCUGUACUGAAGCAUAUUCAGUUCGUAGGACAAAGAGCUUGUUAUCGUACAGCUCUAGAGCUGAGUAAAAUGUUAUUAUCCCUGAAUCCUGUCGAAGAUCCUCUAGCUAUUGUUCUAAGUAUCGAUUAUUACGCUCUAAGAGCCAAAGAAUUUAAAUGGUUGAUUGAUUUCACCGAUACGUGGAAUUCAACUCGUCAUUUAGUCAAGUUGCCGAAUUUCAAGUAUUCGGUGGCGUUAGCCCAUUGGUCUUUGAAUAAUUUCGAAGAAGCCGAUAAAUGUUUGAAAGAAGCUAUCGCACUGUUUCCUAGUUUACUCGUACCUUUGGUUGCUAAAUGUAGCAUGCAGUUGGACUCGUCCAUAUCUUCGCAUACAUUUUUCACCGUUUUCGCCGAAGCAACCGAAACUAAGCCUUUGAAAUGUCUCACCUCGUUGUACGUGGAACGUUGUUAUCACGUUUGGAAAGACAGCGCUAUUUUACCGUGGUUAGAGAAAAAUAUAAAACAGGUGCUAGAGAUGGUAGAAAGUCAAGAUGCAGAAAUCAGUAAUUGUCAAGCUAAACGUAUGAACUGGUUUAAGCCUACAUUACCAGUGAACAUCAAGAGGCAUCUCAUGAUAUACGAUCUAACUGAUAUUUUACUUUUAGCCGGAGAGGGUUUACCAAACGUUACAUUACAUUUUGAUCCAUAUCCGCCCACGAACUCGGUUAAUUUGUAUUCUGUGCCUCGGCGAGCAGUAGCUGGCACAUCGAGACGAAACGGUAUACUCGCUUCAUUUUUCCAAGCCCUAAAUCCAAAUAUGCAUUACGAAGGCCCGGACGAGAACGAAUUGGACGACUUGGCUGAAGAAAUAGGCGAAGUGAAUCAAGAAUUGAGACGUAGUCUGAGAAGCAUUGUGAAUUCGAUACGAGACUUAUUAACUAGCUUCGAUAGCGAUGGCAAUAGAAGAAGCAAUUCUACCGGCGAAACGUCCAGAGAAACCGAAGCAAAUCUGGAAGGAGACGCCGAAGAUUCGGAAACAUCCGACGCGGAUGAUAAUAAUUUUUGAUGAAUAUUCGAUCGUUAGCGCAGAUUUCGCGUGGUUGUAAGAAUUUUAUAAUCGUAAUUUAGUUAAUAAAAUAUUGGGUACUUUUGAAAAA